AUGGAGAUAAGAUUAGAAAUCUUGACAUCAACAAGUAUCAAGCAGAAAAGACCCUGGCCACGAGUCUCCUGGUUGGGACAGGAAAAUGAAGCUGUUUUUCUUUUGGAUGAUAAAUUCAUAAAUGAAAUUAAUUUGCUAUCAGGAAGGACAAAGAAGAAAAUUCCUAGUCUGAAGCCUUUGUUGAAGGAUGUUAUUGUGCUAACCACAUCCAGUAAUGAUGCCUGGCUAGGUGGGGUACUCACUACAGGAGAGCUUUUCCUUUGGAACAAAGAUCAAGAUUGUUUGAAAACUAUACAAGUAACUGAAAAGCCUAAGGAAAUGAUUGAAGCUACAGUAGUAAAUUCUUCAAGAUUAUACUUGUUUAUUUCUGGAAAUGCGAAAAGAAUUCUGCUUGUAACACCUUCUGGAUGCAUAUUUCUUUGGGAAUAUUUGGAAUUAAAGAAUAUCUUAUCUUCUAAAAGCCUUUCUUUGGUGGGUCAGUGGUCCCAGGUUAUACCUGAAGAAACAGCUCUUUUGCCUUCCUCUGAAGAUAAAGAAGCGGUAGUCAAUGCUGUUUUUAUAAAAAAUGAGGUAAAAUGUAAAUCAGGAGUGUUGCCAUAUCAUGUUCAUUGGGCACAACAAGAAUGUCUUCUGUGUAGUCUUAUUCCUAAAUGUGAAUCAGUGAAGUCAAGAGGAGCUCUAAUUGCUGCCUUUUCCAGAGAUGGCCUUACCCUGGCAGUAACUCUUAAUCAGAAAGACCCCAAGAGAGUCCUUUCUAAACAUGCUGUCUCUUUUUUUAGGUCUUACUGGGUAGCUGAUAUCAGCUGGACACAUGAUAGUCUUUUCUUGGCUUGUAUGUUAAAACGUGGUUCACUGGUUUUAUUGACCUGCCAAGGUGAAUUGUUAACAUUAGUUACAUUUGGUUGCUCUAUAGAAUUUGGGCCAGCAGAAUUUAUUCCUCUUCAUCCACUGAUAACAUAUCGACCACAGAAGUUGAUGUUUCAGGAUUCAAAUAAUUCAGUAGACUCAUCAGCUUCUGAUAGUGACCCUAUGAGACAGAGAUUUUCCAUAAAAGCACACUCACGGUUACCCUACCUCAUUAUUUCUGAUGGAUACAUGAUCACAACCCUACGGUUUCUUGAUAAACUGUCUCCAUCAUUACUCAUGAGAUCACUUCUACUUGAUUCAACCCAGAGGCUUGAGAAAAUUUUUCAAAGUGUAAUAUUGUCUAAGCCAAAGAGCAAAGAGCUGAACUUGCAAUCGCUGAGUUCCCUGAGGUCUAGCCUGUUAAAACAUCAAGGACAUGAAAGUUUAGCUGAUUGUACUGUGCCCAAAUUCUUGGAGGCAGAAGAAACAGUGAAGUUAAAUGAAAAAGCAGCUGAUUUUCAGGAUUUUGAAGCAGAAGAAAGUAAUGAAGGCAAGCAGUUUCCAUACAGUUUAUUUCCUUUUUGGAACCAAAAAAAUGAUCUACUGUUUAGUUGUGUCAAGGAAGGAAGAUUGGAAUUUGCCUCUAUGUUUGAUACAAUACAUGCAAAGGAUGAUACUGAAGAGACAGAUAGAACUGUUAUAGAACUGCAUUCCAUCCAGAAAAAUCUACUUGCAGCAUGGACUAUAGGAAUUUCAAAAAAUGUGACAGAAAAAAAUUUAAUGUUAAAUUACACAGUAGUUUGUAUCACUCAUUUUUUCUACAUUCUUCAAUUUAUAAAAUGUCCUUUUCCCAAACUUGAUCAUAUUUUAAACAAGAGCUCAGGAAAUAAUGCAUGGAUACUUUGUGUCUUUCAACUUUUCCAUCAGUGUUUAUCAAUCCAGUAUUGGGAUAUAAGAUACAAACAAGAUAUAGGACAUUUGAUAAAGCUAACCUCAAAUACCAUAAAGCUUUUGCUGAUUCAGCAACAAAAGGGUCAGUUAUUUUCAGAGAAACUUGUAGCCUGUUUUCAUUUACUCAAAAUGAUAGCUGACAAUUUAAAUGGUAUAUAUAAUCUUCAACCUGAAGUUGUUGCAACUUCAGCUGCAGAAAGUAGAACAGCAGAAAAAGAUUCAUUGGUGGUACCUAUUUUUCAAAUGUUUCAAGACAGUGGCUCUCAGGAAAAUUGGUCCUGGAAUUCAUCUUUCCAGAUUCAUCCUCCAGUAAUAAAUCUUGUGCAACAGCCAGGACACAGAUUGAUUGUUCUCUGGAGAGUAUUAUAUAAGAAAACUUUGUGGUAUCAAGUACAGUUAAGUCACAGAGUUUCUGAAGAUAACAGAGAGUUAACUGAAAAGAUGACACACGAAGCAUCUACUGUCAAAUCCUUGUUAUGUCACAUACAAGCUAACUUACAGAGUGCUGGAGAUCACUUGAGCCGAACCUUAGAACUUAAGUCUGUCAAUGGUGAAGAAUAUUACCUAUUGGGAUCAUAUGAAAAGUCUGUUGAGCUGUGGAAAAAAGCUCUACAAGAAAUCCAAGAGAAAGGAGGAAGAAGAAUAUGUUUUCAUCAGAUUCGCUAUUAUCUUUCUCUUUUAUACUGCUAUCUCUAUAGCUAUAAUUUAAAUGAUGCUCAAGGAUUGUGUGAUCAGCUGGUAAGAGAAAUACUGAGAUGGUCCCAAUUACCUGUGAAAGAAAAUGAAGAUUGUUCAGUUCUGGAGAUGUCUCACUGUGAGCGUGGGCUGACUAGAGAUGCUCAACUCGAGGCAGCGUUGAGAGUCGUGCAGUCCAUGGCUCGCUUCAUGGCCGCCUAUUUCACCAAUCAACAGCUUUACAUUUUGCCACCUCACAAUGUGAAUGUUCUUCCUCCACUUCAUGUUAAAACAGAUCAUUCCCUUAGACUAAUUCCUCUGCAGCACUCUAAGGUGGCCAGUGUUGUUAGAGAUCAGAAUCUGUCUAAUGUGUGGACAGUUGAAUAUGCACUUGAAUUAUUACUUAUUGGCGGCCUGGUUCCAGAGGCUGUAUGGUUGGCCCAUAAACUUGGAGACUGGAAGACAUCCGUUUCAAUUGGUGUGGCAUUCCAGCUGUUCUGUAAACAUGAUAGCAAUUAUGUAAGGUCCAAGAAAAAAGGUCUUCAUCUACCAUUAACUGUAACUCCAGCACAGAUUUUCCAGGAAAAACUACAGUGUUUUUUAGGUCAGCCAGCUUCUUUAGAAGCAAAAAAUGAAAUGGGCUCUAAAUAUAAACAAUUUACAGAUCCCAUGGAAGAGGAAGAUGCAAAUUUGCUAUUUGGUUCAGUGCAAGAAGUACUGAAAGCAUCAGUUAUGGCUGAUGCAGAUAUUCUUUCGGACACAUUUCAGCUUCUGAUAGACUCUGCUAAGGACUUCAGUAAGAGACUGUGGGGCUUAGUUCCGGUCGGCUUGUACCUUCCAGCUCCUCCAUUAUUCUGUCCCCAGCCAGCUGUUCUUAGUGAAGAACAUGGUGACGAUUUUCUGUUAAAAGCUGAAAAAGAUAAUCGCCAGAAGGUGUCUGGAAUCCUUCAGCGUGUUCUCUUGCUUUUCCGGGCAGCUCGGUGUUCUUUUCCUGUAGCACAGUGGUACAUCUUGCAGUUGAGGUGGGCAAGAAAAGUCAUGCAGAAGAUUCGAAUGAAAGGGUCCCUUCCUUCAUUGAGUCCUUUCCCUCAAUCAUUACUUAAUUAUUGUAAAGGAGGCAUAGCAUUUUUUAUUCCUGGAGCAGCUGGAGACCACAAGCUUGAUGACGUUUCCAUUAGAGUAAUAGGCUGCUUCAGAGAACUUUGUGCUUUGUGUUGGAUGCUGCAUAUCCGUGAUAAACUAUCCUACAGUUGUAGACAGUAUCAGAAAGCAAGAGAAGAUGUAAGAGGAGAAAAGGACCUUGAAGUGGAGUUUGAUUCUUGUGUGGUUGAGCACGGUCUCAGUGCAGUGGAAUGGGCUUAUAGAAUGCUGCCUUUCUCUCGGUUUUUUAAUAUUGAAGAUCUUAUUCAGGAUAUAAUUUUGAGUCUUAUUGGAGAACUGCCACCAAUCAGACAGGUAGCGGAAAUUUUCGUGAAAGCAUUUCCCAAGCCUGAGGAUGUAAGGUUUCCUUUAAGAGAAAAAUACCAUUCUCUUCAACAGAGACUCAGACACUGUGUUGUAAAAGGUCCCCAGACUGAAGAAAUGAUGUCUGUUGUCAUGCAUUCUAUUUAUAAAGUGAGGGCAAAAGCCCUAAAACGUGUGCAGAGAAAUAUAGGUUCUUUUGAGAUGAAUAUAUGGGAACCAAUUGAAGAAGAAAAACCAGAAGAGGCUCCAGGCUUUGACAGGUUUUCCCUAGGGACUAGUUUGAGCAGAAGUACACUCACAGAACUGGGUUCUGUGGUUCACAGUGAUGCUGAUAUAACAGAUGCAUUUUCUGAAGUUUUGUUGGUUGAAGAAACAAGCAAGACACAUUUCUAUCAAAGAAAUGCCCCAAAUCACAGGGGAUUAACAUUGACUGGUAAGCAUGAUGAUAGAAAGGAACAAAAGGAAACAUGUAAACAGAAAGGAAAUUCUAAAAGAAAAGAAGAUCAUGAAAAGUUAUCACAAAAUACACUCCCUGUAAUAGGUGUUUGGGAAUUUGAACGUGAUGAUGAUGAUUAUAUUAAAUUUCUUGAUCUCUUCUUGAGUUAUAUUCUUGAAAAAGACCUACAUAGUUCCAGGGAUCCUGGCAUUCCAUUACUAACCAGCUUUUCUGGGCAGCUUAGAGAACAUGAGUUUAAUUCUUUACUUUUUGACGUACAUACAACAUUAAAACGACGCCAGGGCAAAAACAAAAGCCAGAAAGUGUUUAGAGCAGGUUCUUGCUUUGUUGCUGCUCUUGAAUCAUAUGAAUCUGAAAAAUCAUCCUCCGGAAAUGAUAAAUAUGCCAUAAAUUUGGAAAACCAAGAAAUUUUAGCUUCAGUAAUGGUUAAUCAAGGAAUCAAACCUGUUUCAGAGACCCCUUUGAACGAAGUCAAUAAAAAUGAAAAGAGUGGAUUGUUUGGUUUAAAACAAAAGUCAAUUUACAGAAUACAAGAUGACAAUCGAGAAAAACCUCUAAUUCAGAGAUCGUCAAACGAUAGUUUUUGGAAUCCCAAGUCCAUUAAAACCAGAAGAUAUAUGUUCAAAGCAAUUCAGUGUGAUGAUAUUAACCCUCAAGAAGAUCUUCCUCUAGCACUGAGUAAUACAUUUGACAAUAUAGGGAGACUGCUGGAAUGGAUGAUAAGAUGGUCUAAUAGAAGACUGUUCUGUGAUUCUGGUAUAAUUGAGUCAUCCCACGAGUACAGUCCAGUAAUUCAUGUAAAGACCUCUACAGCUGCCAUCCUUACCUCAUUAUGGCUUUUGGAACAAUCCUAUUUUGCUUCAUAUAAGGCAAAAAAUGCCAUUAUUAAGGUAAAUGCAUCAACUGGGUCUCAGAUUGUUCUCAGUAUUGAGAAGAAGCACAAAACAGAUGCUGAAUAUUCAGUCACAGAGGCACCUCAAGGUAGAGCUGAGGAAAGAAAUGAUCAGAGUGAAUCUUGUCCAAGUAUCCUGAAAAUGCCAAGUGAAGCAGAGAGUCCUGAAGUAAGAGAAAUCAAUGAUGAGAUUAUUUCCAUCACUCAUAACACUGAAAAAGAAUUUAUAGAUACCAAUGAGGAUCUUUUAGAGGCAGAAACAUUUACACGGGAGGGAAUGGAUAUGCACCUAUCAGACUAUGAAGAAGACACCAAAGAACCUGUUGGAGGUCUCAAAAGUCCCAAUAUUGCCAUUUGCACGCUGACCUUACCACAGCAGUUAGAACAUUCUACAGAAGAGGUUCAGUGUCCAAGGGAAGAAACAUUGGAGACAAAUAUGGAGAUAAAAUCAACUGAACAGAAAAGUAUGAUCGAAGACUUUUCCAAUCCUGAACAUACCACUCCUCAUUCAUUUUGUGUAGAUACAAGUUCAGAAAUUUCUAGUGCACCGAUUUCUACACUUAAAGACAAGUCUUCAGUUCCACCUGUGGUAUCAAGUGGAGUCAAUGUUGCUUCACAGACAAGUGUUCCAACACCUCAGGAGACCCAGAGAAAUGAACAUAGAGCUCAAUUACCAGAUUCUGCAGAUUCUGUUAGGCAAAUGCUCCAAGAUGAAAUGUUUAAAUUAGUUCAGCUACAGCAGAUCAACUUCAUGAGCCUAAUGCAGAUAGUAGGAUCAUCCUUUGCUAACAUCCCAGAUGUACAUCAACUUCUACAGCAGUCCCAGUCUGUGCAUUUAGGGGGAAGCCAAGUACCAAACCCCACAGGAGGGUGUGGUGAUGUUGAAGAUAGCAGCAGAAAUCUUGAGAAAUUUUUCAUUAAACCACAAUCCAUGGGAGAGUACAAAAGAGAGCCUGACAAGAACAGCCCCCACUACCAUGAAGAAAUUACCCAAUCUGGUCAAACUAGUAAUGGACAUUUACAGAAUGUUCCACAUGGAUGUAUGCCUUUAUGUCAAUUAGAUGGCCAACCUAAAAAGAGAGGACUAACUGCAACAUCUCAAAACUCACCUUUCCCUUCAUUUUCUCCAACUGUUGCUGGAAAUACUCAUCUCUGUCUUUUGUCUACGCCAUCUGUUGUUCAGAAGACACCUAGACUUAUCCCAGCUGCAAAAACUUUUAGUCCUAGUGAUUGUUUUCCUUUGCUUCAAUUUCAGCCUAAGCAUGAAUUCAAGCCUCUUUCCUUACAUACAGGAAGAGUUCCACAGAUUCCCUUCAGACCUCUGCCAAAACCAAGAGAGGCUUGGGGAUUAUCUGAUUCCUGCCAGCCUGCUCUGCCACAGAAAGAAAUACAUACUACUUCAAUAUCCCAUUUAAAUUUAAGUCAAUAUAAUAUUGAAGUCAUAAAAAAGACAGUUGAGCAGAAGAAAUGGGCAGAAGGUGAAAUUAUAGAAAUUCCUAAGCAUGUGAACUUGGAUCAGUAUGUUGGACAAGAAAACCUGACACCUCAACAGGACUCUUCAAUAUUUAUAAAGCCAGAAAAAAUAUUUGAUAAUAAGCCAGGGCCCCUGGAAAUAUCUCCUCAUAAUUCCUUUGGACUUCCAUUAUUACACUUGCAACUUAAACCUCCUCAUACAUUUUCAUCAACCUCAAGAGUAUCAGUUAUAGCUCCUUCAAUACCUGUUAGAACUGCAGCAGAAGAAAGAAAAUACCCAAAACUAUCAUUACUUCAUUCAUGUCUAUCCCCAGAAAAUAUGCAUAAAAAACCGCAACUCAUCCCACUUGAAAACCUCAUCGCAUUCCAACAAAGACAACAGAAACUAACACAUGAUUUAUUUGAACAAGGUGAUUCUGGGCAUCUUCAACUACUAAAGAUCAAAAUAGAGCCAUCUGAAGUAAGACAAGGAAAGGACAGUAAAAAAAGGCAGAGAAGAAGAUCUGAGAAAGAGUCACAAGAAAAAAGAUCAGAGAAACUAAGGAGAAAACCAAAUGUGACUUUUCGACCAGAGGAUUCCAUCAUUAAUAAUGACGAUACAGAAAUCAUUAAGCAACCCAAGGAAGAACAAAAACAUCAUGAUUCCCAGUCUUUGGUUGACUUUGACAUUCCUUUUGAAAUGCUACAAGAUGACCUUAAUACUUCAGCUGGAUUGCAUUUCAUGGCCUCUGUAAAAAAGAAAGCUGUAGAAAGUCAGGACGCAAGUACAAAUACAGACCCAGAUAAGGAAGCUGGUUCUCAAGAAGUUGUUUCUAAAUGUAGUGAAAAUCAACAAAUCAUUUCUUACAUAAGAGAACAUGAGCUGUCAAAUGUUCCUCAACUGUUGGUUCCAGAUAUAUAUCUAAAUCGCAAGCUUUCCCCUGAAAUAGCAGAGAAAACUUUGCCACCUUCACCACCUCAUACAGUAACAAAUUUGGUUGGACAUACUUAUAUAAAUGUGAUUGACAUUGAAGCAGAUGAUCUUGUACAGGAAUUACCUGUCAGAGAAGAACCAAAUGAUAAUGUUACCAAUCAGCAAAGUGAUCAUCUAGAAGUUCCAUCCUCUGCAGAGUUACAUUAUGUGGCGGCUUCAGUUACUAAUGCUUUUCUCCCACAUGAUUUUAAGAAUCAAGAAUCUUCCAAAUCUGCUAUGGAUUUAUUUUUGAAACCUACAAAAGUGACUCCAGCCUGUAUGGAUGGGAAAAGCUGGAGAGCAAGCAUAACAGAAGUGAAGGAGCCUAGUAUCAUCUCACCAACACCAUUAGACAUACAGCAGGACAAAGAUCUGCCAAAACCAGAGCUCCAAAUCAAAGAAGAGAGCAUCAAGUCUGACUCUGCAGAAGACUAUCCACUGUGGGAACUGCUGCGGGAUGUCGCUGCUGCUCGCCCUGCACCACGCAUUACAGGUCACCGGCUAGAGCAUCUCACCUCUAAGCUGCAGAAAAUUGAUGAACAGCUGUUAGCAAUACAGACCAUUGCUGAAAACAUAGAGCAGGAUUUCCCCAGGCCUGAAGUGCUAUAUCUACAUCAUGAUAAGGUUGGACCAGUGGAUCACAUUGAAUUGUCUUCUGGCCCUGAAUUUGAAAAACCAUUAGCUUCAAAAACCAUUAGCAUCUCUGAAGAAGUACAUUUUUUGACUCCUGUGGAUGAGGAAGAUGGAAGUGACAAAGAGGAGACUUCGGAAGUUGAAUUUUCAGUGACAGAAAAUCUCUCUGGUCAGAAAACCUAUGUGUUUCCUACUGCUGAUUCGGCUGUCAGCCUUUCCAGUGACCAGCACAUCUCUACUCCUGGUGUGAAUGACAGUGAUGAAUUAUUUGAAAGUGUUUCAGAAGAUCCACUCCAAAUGGCUGGAUUAACUGAUAUUGCAGACAUUAUUGAUGACCUUAUAACUAAAGAUGGAGUUUCCAGUGAAGAGCUUGGCUUAACAAAACAACAAGCUAGAAGCAUUUCCAGAAUUCAGCGUUCUUCUGGCAGACAUCCUCAAAGAACUGAGAAGGAGAGAAGAGAGAUUCAAGCCUGGAUGAAAAGAAAACGAAAAGAAAGAAUGGCAGAGUAUCUAAAUCAACUGGCAGAAAAGAGAGGGCAAGAACAUAACCCUUUCUGCCCUAGAAGCAAUCCAGUAAGUGUGCAAUAUCAAGAAGAAAAUCAACAUGGUCACCACUGUCCAUUAAGUCAAUGUAGAAAAGUCAGAUAUAUAUCCAAACCAAGUUGUAACCAUAAGGGGAAGUCUUUUGUUCAACCUCAAGGCUCAUCUUGGCCACGUGGAACUGCCACUUUCACCAUACAGAAAAAAGCUGGUGGAGCCAAAGCAGCAGUAAGAAAGGCUAUGCAGUCUCCAGUUACUUUCCAAAAUGGUGCUAAUGCUCCAUGUCAUAGUCAGCAGUGUACAAGAAAACGUGGGAGUGCUGGGCUUGCACCCCAAACCAAGCAGGUGUGUAUAGAGUAUGAGAGAGAGGAGACUGUAGUGAGUCCCUGGACAUUACCCUCAGAAAUCCGUAAGAUCCUUCAUGAAAGUCACAGUUCCCUUCUACAGGACUUGUCACCAACUGAAGAGCAGCCAAUGCCUCCUUUUCAGGCGGCUACCGUGGAUAGCAUUUCUGAGAGCACCAGCAGCAUCCUCAGCAAGCUUGACUGGAGCGCCAUUGAAGACAUGGUGGCCAGUGUGUAGGACAAGAGCCUGUUUGCCCACUGUGCCUUGGACCUGUAAGACCUGGAUAUCAUUCUGUUUCCAGGCACAGAGCAGCACCUCAGUAAUGUGGUUCUGAAAGAUUCAUGGGUUUGAGAGAGAGAAGCAAUGAAGAAAGCAAUGUGAAUUUACCACCUGUAGCUGUAUUAUUGCCUGGAUUAGCCAUUUUAAGAGGGAAAAUAAACAU
This is a messenger RNA of Otolemur garnettii (small-eared galago), 9670 nucleotides long. RefSeq names its product chromosome unknown C5orf42 homolog (gene CPLANE1). Gene Ontology annotation, biological process: cilium assembly. Gene Ontology annotation, cellular component: ciliary transition zone. The transcript has 49 exons. The record is from RefSeq and is a predicted model, not a curated record. Gene Ontology annotation, molecular function: protein binding. NCBI's taxonomy places the organism in Eukaryota, Metazoa, Chordata, Mammalia, Primates, Galagidae.